GCAGUUAGACCAUAACCGGGCACAUUUAUAAAAUUGAUGUAAAACCGGUCAUGCCAUACGUUUUCAACAGUAAUACCGGUCACAUAGUCAUCAUUAUCGGCUCCCUGUCCUUCCUGUAUAUACUCGAAUGUAUAGUUCAGUACUCGACUGUCAACCAACACAUCCCUCAAUAGUCUACCACUAGACGGUUGGGUACUUGUGUCACGAACUAUAGCUUUCCAGCAGUCAUAAGUGUAAUGAACAGAUAGGGGAUCAGUUUGAUCAAUGCUGGCACCCAAUACAAACCAGCCAACGGGUCCCGAAAGUACACCAACAGUAACAGCGCUUCCUGAAGCAAUACUGGCGCCAGCGGUACUAACGCCAGCUGUAGCUGCCGUAAAGCCGGCAGCAGUGGCCGCGCCUGUAGCUGCACCGGCACCAGCGCCAGCCAACGCAGCGGCUCCUGAACCACCAGCGAUUGCUCCGGUAACUGCGCCGGCUACUCCGCCAGCAGUGGCCGAAGUAGCUACAGCAACCGUGGUAGUGGCCGCUGUGCCCGAUGCUCCCAAUACAGCCGUAGUGAGGCCCGAUGCAGCACCGGCUGCGGCAGGACUGGCAGCACCACAGGUGGCAACUGUGGCAACAACUCCGACGAUUACAACAGUCAUCUAUAAUAACAAUUUUUAA
Messenger RNA from Oppia nitens, 666 nucleotides. Its product is annotated as cyclin-dependent kinase inhibitor 1C-like. Lineage: Eukaryota; Metazoa; Arthropoda; Arachnida; Sarcoptiformes; Oppiidae. Bases 265 to 666 code for a protein of 133 amino acids. The transcript has a single exon. The record is from RefSeq and is a predicted model, not a curated record.